AGGGGACACCUGUGGGGCCUGGGACUGUUUGGAGGUCCUGGGGACAUCUGUGGCUCUUGGGAACGUCUGUGGAAAUGGGGUGGAUCUGUGGGUCCUGGGGGUAUCCAGGGUCUUGGGGACGUCCAUGGAACCUCCUGGCUGGCAUCUGUGGGUUCCAGGGAUGUCUGUGAGUGCCCAGGACAUCCAGAGAUCCUGGUGGGAUGUCUGUGGCUCCCAGGGAUAUCCGUGGGUGCUGAUGUCAUCCAGAGGUCCCAGGGACAUCUGUGGGUGCCCAGGGCAUCUAUGAAUUUUGGGGACUCCUGUGGAUCCCAGGAGUGUUUGCACAUCCUGGGGAUUUCCAUGGAGUUGUCUGUGGGUCCUGGGGGACAUCCGUGGGUCCUGGGGGACCAACAUCCAAGGGCCAGAGGGGUGUAUUGGUGGCACCUGCAGGUCCUGGUGGCAUCUGCUGACGUCCCUGUCCUCUCUCCUCUCCCACAGUGGUGCUGCUGGACUUCGCCAAGGCACAUGGGGAGCUGGGCUGGCUCACCCAUCCCUAUGGAAAAGGGUGGGACCAGCUGCAGAACGUCCUCAACGACUCCCUGAUCUACAUGUACUCCGUGUGCAACGUCCUGGAGGGCGAGCAGGAGAACUGGCUCCGCACCAACUGGAUCUACCGCGGCGUGGCCCAGCGCAUCUUCAUCGAGCUGCAGUUCACCGUGCGCGACUGCAACAGCUUCCCCACGGCCGGCGGCGGCUCCUGCAAGGAGACCUUCAACCUCUACUACGCCGAGUCCGACGUGGAUUACGGCACCAACUUCCAGAAGCGCCAGUUCAAGAAGAUCGACACCAUCGCCCCGGACGAGAUCACCGUGCAGGAGGAUUUCGCCGCCCGCAACGUGAAGCUCAACGUGGAGGUGCGCUCGGUGGGGCCGCUCCACAGGAAGGGUUUCUACCUGGCCUUCCAGGACCAUGGGGGCUGCAUGNAAUGGGGGAACAACUAA
Zonotrichia albicollis (white-throated sparrow) is the source of this 980-nucleotide messenger RNA. NCBI's taxonomy places the organism in Eukaryota, Metazoa, Chordata, Aves, Passeriformes, Passerellidae. The record is from RefSeq and is a predicted model, not a curated record.